AUGAAAGAUCGCCUACAGGAGCUGAAGCAGCGCUCAAAGGAAUUUGAACUCUCAAGGGUGAAUAGCUGCACAGCUUCAGCAGGGGCAGAAGAACAAAGGGAGUUUCCACAACAAGCUGUCAUUUACGAACGAGAACCUGUUGUUGAAAGGCACCUACAUGAAGUCCAAAGACUUCAGGAGAAUAUUAACACUUUGGCAGAGGAUGUUCAAAAAUUUGGUCAGGAGCAGAAGAGCUUGGUGGCUUCGAUGAGGAGAUUCAGUGUUCUCAAGAAAGAGUCCAGCAUUACCAGAGUGCUAAAAACAGAAGCAGAACAUAUUAAUAAGGGCUUGGAUGAUUUUUUGAAAGAAGUUAAGAAGUCAGAAGCGGAAAGUGGACCAUCAUCAGCCAUGACAAGGAUUCUUAGGUCUCAACAUGCUGCCAUGUUCCGACAAUUCCAGCGUAUAAUGUUUACGUACAACGACACCAUAGCAACGAAGCGAGAAAAAUGUAAGACGUUUAUUUUCCGUCAGCUUGAAGUUGCCGGAAAAGAAGUAACUGAAGAAGAGGUGAACGAUAUGCUGCAACAAGGGAAAUGGGAGGUUUUCAAUGAAAGUUUGCUCACAGAAGUUAGUAUCACUAAAGCUCAACUAUCCGAGAUUGAACAGAGGCACAAAGAACUUAUUAACUUGGAGAACCAGCUAAAAGACUUGAGAGAUAUUUUUCUUCAGAUCUCUCUUCUGGUGGAGGAGCAAGGAGAAAGUAUCAACAAUAUUGAAAUGAUGGUCAACAAUACCCAAGAGUACGUUUACAAGACGGAAGAGAAAUUCAGACUAGCAGUGAGGUACAAAAAGAGAAAUCCUUGUCGGGUGCUGUGUUGCUGGUGCUGCCCUUGCUGCAAAUAACUAACACCCAACUUCGUAAGACCUUAAGUCUACCCUGCAAACAUCGAAGAGCAGAAAUUCAACCUCCCCAGGCACUCAAUAUGGGACCUUCUCACCCAAUUUUAUCUCGGAUUUCAAUUAACCACGGCCAUCCCGGACCCCAUUACCAAAAGAGUGGUACUGGAAAACUACGUCAAAGCACUUUACUUCCAAAGUGGUACAGACAGGCAUUUGCAUUAUGAUUAUUAUCAUCUGGUCCUGAAGGAAAAUAAACAAGCCAUGGAAGUCUGA
Messenger RNA from Tachyglossus aculeatus (Australian echidna), 1152 nucleotides. RefSeq names its product syntaxin 19 (gene STX19). Gene Ontology annotation, molecular function: SNAP receptor activity; SNARE binding. Gene Ontology annotation, biological process: synaptic vesicle fusion to presynaptic active zone membrane; intracellular protein transport; exocytosis. Bases 1 to 882 code for a protein of 293 amino acids. Gene Ontology annotation, cellular component: SNARE complex; endomembrane system; synaptic vesicle. The transcript has a single exon. The record is from RefSeq and is a predicted model, not a curated record. NCBI's taxonomy places the organism in Eukaryota, Metazoa, Chordata, Mammalia, Monotremata, Tachyglossidae.